UCCAUUUCUUGUGAUGGUCUUGCUGAUUGUACUCAUAACAAUGCUCCAUGCUAAAGGGACACAAAAAGCUGUGUUGUCCAUUCGACCUGAUAAACAAGUGUACAAAGAAGAAAUUGUUACACUUAACUGUGACAUUCAGGGAGGAGGAGACACUGAGUGGACAUACAUCUGGAUGAAGGAUAAUAAAGUCUAUAAAAACAGCACAACGCCAGAGAUCCAUAUCAACUCUGUUAAUAAGUCUUCCACUGGUAACUACACCUGCAGAGGACAGAAAAAUGACUCUCAGCCUUUAGAGUUCAGUGAUGCUGUUACACUGAAUGUAUCAGAGAAACCAGUGCCAGUACUUAAUGUAUCUUCAAAGAACUGGCUGACUGAAGGAGACUCAGUGACUCUAAGCUGUAAGGUUAAAGAUUCCUUUUCAGACUGGACAUUCAGCUUUCACAAAGUUGUUCCAUGUAAAGUCAAUGACAGUCACAUCAAGUACAAGCUGCUGCUCCUCUCAGACAGCAACAGAGGAUCUGGAGGUUCCUACACUCUUAGUCAUGUUGUUCUAAAUCACACAGGACUUUAUAGGUGCAGAGGAGAGAGAGGAAACCCAGCAUUUUCCACAAAGUACAGCAGUCCCAAGCCACUAUGGAUCACUGGUGAAUCUCCUCCAGUAUCUCUGAUCAUCAGUCCCAACAGAUCUCAACACUUUUCUAAUCACUCUCUCUCACUGAGCUGUGAGGACCAGAGUCACUCUUCAAAAAGAUGGACAGUGAGACGAUACAUGCAAAAAAUGAAACUGGCAAAUUGUUCACAAUGGGAAUUAAGUUUAGGGUCUACAUUUAACAUCAGCUUCCUCUUCACAUCAGACACUGGAGUUUACUGGUGUGAGUCAGAAACUGGGGAAAACAGUAAUCCUGUCAACAUCACAGUUCAUGGUGGUGAUGUGAUCCUGGAGAGUCCUGUCCAUCCUGUCACUGAGGGACAUCCUCUGACUCUACGCUGUUUAAUUCGCAACACAAAUUCCUCAAAUCUCCGAUCAGAUUUCUAUAGUGGAUCAGUCGUCCAGAACCAGACUACAGGAGAGAUGAUCAUCCAUAAAGUGUCAAAGUCAGAUGAAGGUUUUUACAGCUGUAAAUAUCCAAAGAGAGGAAAUUCAAUGAAUAUCUGGGUCUCAGUCAGACGUCCUGGAUCCAGAACUGGUACAGAAGUUAUGGUUAUUGGACUGAGUUUGGCUUUUUUGUUCAUCAUUUUAUUUAUCGUAAUGAUCCUGCUGUGGUGCUGUAAAAUAAAGAAAGAAAAGCAGAAAACCAAUCAGACAUUGGAGCAGAAUCAAAGCCAGUCAGGGGACACACCACUUCAGGCUGGAAGUGUUAAUAUUUAUGCCACUGUGGAUCAGGGGGAUAGGAGUGGAACAGGUGAAACAGCUGAGAGCAUCGAUGCCACUUAUGCACAGGUCCUGAAGAAAAAGAAGAAUGAUGUUGAUGCUGAAUCCAGUUGUGGUGAUGUGACUUAUGAUGAAAUAAAACUAAUAACAAAGAAAAAAUCUGUGAGAAAAUGCAGAAAAGAAAAAGCCAGUGGUGAUGCUGACACUCUUUACUCAGAGCUAAAGGUUAACAUGAAGUGUCCCAACAUUUCUGGAGAUGGGGUUGAAGAAUCAGAAGGAAUCUCUUAUUCUCCCUGCAGUGAGCCAUGUAUCCAAGUCUGUGAAUAAGACACAUGGGGACCACUGGGUAUGGAGGAUGACAUUACUUCUGUACAGCAACAGUGAAAUACGUUUUUGGCAAAUUCAGUAGCACAGCUAUACAAGAUGAAAGAAUAAAGUAAAUAAAUAAUGUUCUGUAAAUCUUUCUAUUGGGCUUCAGAUUUAACAAUUUGUUUAAAAUGCCUUUAGAAGUUGUAGAAUGGACUGUUGACAGGUGAACUGCAACUGUUGCAUAUAUAAUCUAGUUUCAGCUAGUCCUUAGCUCAUCAAAAACAAACCUCAUUACC
Messenger RNA from Silurus meridionalis, 1977 nucleotides. RefSeq names its product Fc receptor-like protein 5. Gene Ontology annotation, biological process: cell surface receptor signaling pathway. NCBI's taxonomy places the organism in Eukaryota, Metazoa, Chordata, Actinopteri, Siluriformes, Siluridae. The record is from RefSeq and is a predicted model, not a curated record. Gene Ontology annotation, molecular function: transmembrane signaling receptor activity.